Messenger RNA from Stylophora pistillata, 348 nucleotides. RefSeq lists its product as uncharacterized. Gene Ontology annotation, molecular function: G protein-coupled peptide receptor activity; protein binding. Gene Ontology annotation, biological process: adenylate cyclase-activating G protein-coupled receptor signaling pathway; hormone-mediated signaling pathway; activation of adenylate cyclase activity. Gene Ontology annotation, cellular component: plasma membrane. NCBI's taxonomy places the organism in Eukaryota, Metazoa, Cnidaria, Anthozoa, Scleractinia, Pocilloporidae. The record is from RefSeq and is a predicted model, not a curated record.
GAGUGGUAAUCGGCUGGAAAAGCUGCCUCGAAACAUUCUUCAAGAGAUGUCCACAUUAGAGGAAGUGGACUUGUCCUACAAUCAGUUGCAGAGUUUGCCACGAGAGAUACUAAGCAGUAAUACCAAACUGAAAGUACUGGAUUUGUCAAACAACAAAAUUCAGCGUCUUCCGGAAGAUGUUUUUGGCAACCUUACUCGGUUGAAAAGGCUCUUUCUCUCCAAUAACAAACUUCAGCGUUUGCCAAAGUUAAAAAAUCUCUCCGAGAUAGAAACAUUAUACAUGGAGAAAAACAGCCUCGUAACUCUGUCACGGGAUCAGUUCCAAGGCCUGUCUAAAUUGAGAGACCU